AUGCCGAUUAAAUUUCCAAAAGGCUUUGCGCGUCGAAAGUCGUCAGGCAAUGCGCUGGAGGAGGUGCAGGCUCCGGUAGAGCCCUCCUUUCGAGUGUUCGAGCGCCCGCAAGGAGGGAGCAAGUCGUUCGACGGCACUACCGCUUUGAACCGCCUGAGCGGGCCCCAGAGGAACGCCUCUCUGGACGAUCCUUAUCCGGACAACAUUUUUGCCGGCAUAGAAAGGCCCCCCAGUGUCCACCACUAUGCCCAAGAAAAUCAUCCGCCGAGGCCCCGAGCUGGAAAGCUGACUGGCUCGACUGGGAGUGGAGGCACAAACAACUCGUCGUCGCCCGGCAGAUUGUACGAUAGCUCGUCGUCAGCGAAAUUCAGCUCGUCGUCCACCUUACCAUCCGACAAUUCUGCCCACGAUAUUCCAAUCCCUCCGAUCCCCGAAUCCUCCUUUGCCUCUGCCUGGCGUGCUGCGGGAAGGACAUUCUCGUUCGGCGGCAGACCUCCCAAGAUCGUCCCUCCGAACCCAAGCACCCCGCGACAGAGUCAGUCUACCACAAGAGAACGCGCAUUAACAGGAAGUACGAAUAGCACUGCCACUCCACCGAGGCUCUUAGAUUCGGAUCUGAAUUUAGACAUGUCGGAUGAUUUCUCGAAUAUUUUUGAAGGGUUUGAGAAGAGGAAGAGUCAGACUACUCUUGACUCGAAACCGUCGCCUACGUCGGCACCGAGACAGCUUACCCCCUUAGAACGACCCGAAGUACCGCGAAAAGGCAAACAGGGAGAUAAUGCUGCUUUGCUCUCUCCUAUCCGUACAAACCAGCCUACAACUGCAGUGCCAGAGCCAUCCCCUAGCAAUAGCCAGACUUCAGCAGACGGGCUGAUCUCAUCCGGCUCCCCCGAGAGACCCCAAUCAAGUCGCCUUGUCCAGCAAUUCAAUAAACUUCGCUUCUCCGAAGACGACAGCCGGAAUGCUGCUAAUAGUAGUAGGAACCUUACAGCAAGCUCCAGUACCAGCCAGGAUCACAAUUCUCUUAGCUCUAGCAAUGCGACUUUAAUGCCAGAUAGACCUCCAAUGCCGACGGUUACGAUUGAACGUCCCCAUCCUGACCCUGAAGUAUCAUCCAUGUAUGGCAGUGACAAGGAUUUUACCACUGUUCCGCUGAAUUCCCGAAGUCGAAAGCCGAUGUCGGCAGAAUCGAGUAUAAAGCCGGUUAAUUCUAGCUACAAUGACAACUCCCUUACUGUUGAGGCGAGCCUCGCCGCUCGCUAUGAAGAGGUGGCAAUGAAAAAUGACGAAAAGCCGAAUAAAAUAAUGACCCCCGCUCAAUUUGAGCGCUAUAGACAACAACAAGAGCUGAUGCGACGCCCGAGCAAUGCAUCGUCCAUAUUUUCAGAUAACCACAGCGAAGAGGAGGAAGAAGAAGAAGAAGAAGAAGAUGAAGCCGAGAAGAAACGAAAAGCAGCAAACCAACGAAAGAAGCAGGAAGCUCACUUGUCGGUGUAUAGACAGCAGAUGAUGAAGAUUACAGGCGAACAAAUGAAGCUUCCAAAUCUCGAGGCGAAGCGCGAAAGUUUGGAUGCCGCAACCCCAGCCCCAGCGGGAAAUGUGAAUCGCCAGUCAAUUCUAAUGCCGGAGACCUCACCUGGAGCGCAAAGCACUGGUGCCGACGAGGAUGAUGAGGUUCCUCUUGCUAUUCUGGCUGCCCAUGGAUUUCCAAAUAGGAACAGACCUCCGUCUCAGUUGCUUUCUUCCAGUUCGAAUCCCAAUUUGCGAUCUUCAUUCUUGCACACUCCUCCAUCUGUUGCCGGUGACACACCACUCCCAAAACGGAAAACCCUACCCGUUUUCGCGAGAAAUUUGCCCCAGGACCCUUAUUACGGGGCAGGCCUUGUCAACCAAACAAAGAGAGAAUCUCUCGCCAUGGGAGGUGGAUCGCCAUCCGUUUAUGGAGGAUCGGCGCCAAACUUGCCGCCUGGCGGAUUAGUCGGUGUCAUCGCAAAUGAAGAGCGUGCAAGAGCGAUGAGAAGGGGCAGCCCGAAUGCUCAAGCCACCUUCGACAUGCCCAACGCCACUCCUGGGGUGAAUUCUGCCCCCGGUCAAGGCGGUUUAAUCUCACAGAUUGGAGGGGUACCGAUUCCAGGGCCGCAGAUGCCAAUGGUUCCAGGAGACCAGAAUCAGAUCCAAGUAUCCCAACAAAUGACCCAAAUGAUGCAAAUGCAGAUACAAUGGAUGCAGCAGAUGAUGCAGAUGCAAAGUAUGCAGCUUGGUCAACCGAUGCCAGCCAAUAACCCAAACCUUCUCCAGCCUCCUAGUGGUGCCAUGCCACGUCCUAUUUCAAUGUUAUCGAAUUUCAAUACUUUCCCAUCUGCUGCCCCACAGGCAGACCAGCGAACUAUGAGCAUGCUUGACCCAUCCAUGGGCCAAUGGAACAGACGAUCCUCAUUCUUCCCCUCCCCCCAGGAUAUGGGAGCGUCGGGCAACAUGGGCAAUGGCGCAGCAAUGGGAGCACCGGGCUACGCGCCGUCAGUAGCACCCUCGGAGCGAAGCAACGUUGGAACCGCGUCUCGCUAUCGCCCUGUAUCAACAAUACAGCCGCUGCAAAACCGCUCAUCUACCUUCACGUCGUCAACCCCUCGCCCAUGGUUGAACGAGGCGCGGCAUUCGUCGUUUAUAUCCCCCAGCCCGCAGGCUAGACAGCAGCCGCUGAAUAGCACAAUCAGGCCGGUGAGCGGGCUGGUUUCGUCGGCAAAGAAUGCUAAUGAAGAUGACGAUGACGAGAAAGGGUGGGCGGAGAUGGCGAAGGCGAGGGAGAAGAAUAAGAGUGGUUGGCGGUUUAAAAAGGGGUCGUCUAGUUUGGGAGAUUUGUUCCAUACAAACAAGUUCUGA
Messenger RNA from Ophidiomyces ophidiicola, 2880 nucleotides. RefSeq lists its product as uncharacterized. Bases 1 to 2880 code for a protein of 959 amino acids. Lineage: Eukaryota; Fungi; Ascomycota; Eurotiomycetes; Onygenales; Onygenaceae. The transcript is spliced from 2 exons. The record is from RefSeq and is a predicted model, not a curated record.